UGUUAGAGCUGGAAUACAUAUUAUCCUCCGCUCCCACCGAGCCCAGUCAAUUGCUGCAUGUGAGCCAGCCACUAAGCCAAGCGAUAUGCAGGUGGUAGAGCAAUACGAAGAUUACCCUACUCAAUGGCGAUCAGCACUCGGCACAAUCAUUCCGCUGUCUGUUAGGCCAAUGUAGGGCGCGGACUGCCGGCUGCCACAAGCGGCUGCUAGUUACAGUAGCAUUUGACAGGAGUCAAGCACACAAUUCCCGAAUACCGCUCGCACUAUAGGCGCCAUUUCCGAAAA
This is a messenger RNA of Linderina pennispora, 285 nucleotides long. RefSeq lists its product as uncharacterized. The transcript has a single exon. Lineage: Eukaryota; Fungi; Kickxellomycota; Kickxellomycetes; Kickxellales; Kickxellaceae. The record is from RefSeq and is a predicted model, not a curated record. The annotation marks the transcript as partial.